UGGAGUGCAACUCAGGAGCUGAGAGGCCGAGUCGUGCUGGCAGGAUGGGAAAUUGUCUCCUGAGAAAAGUCCGGCAGGAAGCGACUCCAGUUGAGAGAGAAAAUCGAAGUCAAGAUAAGAAAAGUAAAGAAGUUUCAUCCACUUCUAAUCAGGGAGCUCAGCACAGUGCGGGUUCUGACGAAGUGUGCUACACCGUCAUCUGCCACAGGCCCUCCUUGAGCUCCAGCGAAGGUGGCUACGAGAACAUUGACGCUGUCACAAAGAGAGUGAAAGCCCAGAACGAAGAGCCAGAAACCGAAUACACCCUCCUGAGGGCCAUGCACACCUCCAGGCGGCCCUCCUACACCCUCGAGCACGAUUAUGAACUUGUGCUGCCCCAGUAGGCCCCUCGCACCCUGUUAUGGCUUCUGGGGAGGUCUCUCAACACUCAGCUCACAGAACACCCACUUCGCCAGAGUUGAGAAAUGGUACCCUUCUACCACGCGGCCUUGGGAGACCCUUCAACAUGGCCC
Phyllostomus hastatus (greater spear-nosed bat) is the source of this 512-nucleotide messenger RNA. RefSeq names its product germinal center associated signaling and motility like (gene GCSAML). The transcript is spliced from 4 exons. The record is from RefSeq and is a predicted model, not a curated record. Gene Ontology annotation, biological process: regulation of B cell receptor signaling pathway; regulation of lymphocyte migration. NCBI's taxonomy places the organism in Eukaryota, Metazoa, Chordata, Mammalia, Chiroptera, Phyllostomidae. The coding region runs from base 45 to 383 and encodes 112 amino acids.